Molecule: messenger RNA, 882 nt
Organism: Drosophila mauritiana
Lineage: Eukaryota; Metazoa; Arthropoda; Insecta; Diptera; Drosophilidae
Gene: lectin-28C
Product: accessory gland protein Acp29AB
Exons: 1
Coding region: 32-859 (275 amino acids)
Molecular function (GO): signaling receptor activity
Source: RefSeq, a predicted model, not a curated record
CGUUCGUCUAAAGAGGUUCAAUUUACUAAGCAUGUUCCAGCUGAAAACUCUCCUAUAUUACGCAACUAUCGCAAUAGUUAUAAAAGCAUCACCGCCAGGAUGCGAGGAAAUAGAUGGUUUGGAUUGCCGAUUGCAGGAUCCUCCCAAUCAAUGCGGGGCACUCUGCCUCUCAGCGCUGAUGCCACUGAUCGAUCACAUUGCCGAGCACCAGGAACAGUGGAAAACCUGCAACCUUGACCAUAACCUAACCAAGGCAAAGUUUCAAGAAAUACAGGGCCAUCAGAGGGAUAUUCAAAAACAAAUUGAGAGCCAGAACACAUCGCUAACGGAUUCGUGGAAGAAGAUCAUUGCGGAGGAUAUAGAGAACAAAAUCAAUGGGCUAGAACUUAAGAUGGAAGGUCAACUAUCUGUCCUACAUAAAGAAUUGUCCAGUAUAAAGACGUCGCUGAUGAAUAUCUCUUCGCAAAUAAGCAUAUUAAAAAGGUUCAAGCGAAUCGGAUCGAGAUAUUUGCACAUCGAAGAAACGGACGAACGAAGUUGGACUGGUGCUUUGAGCGCAUGUCAGGAGAUGGGAGGUAAUCUAACCUCAAUUAUAAAUGAAAAAGACUUUAGUGCUAUCGUGUCGCAACUAACCAAAGGCGUCAAAUAUAGGGUUGGCAUUAGUGAUCGGGCUAAAAAGGGCGAAUUCAUAUCUGUGUCCUCCGGAAAGAGAGCACCUUUUCUGAAAUGGAAGCCUGGGGAGCCAGUAUACGAUAAUACCGGUCAGCAUUGCAUUAAUGUACAUAACGGUGGCAUGUGGGUUGAUUCUUGUACUCAUAAUAUGAAAUACAUUUGCGAGCCUAAUAAAAAUAUUUUCUAAACAGAUAUAUAUAUAUAUAUAUA